Molecule: messenger RNA, 3379 nt
Organism: Solea senegalensis (Senegalese sole)
Lineage: Eukaryota; Metazoa; Chordata; Actinopteri; Pleuronectiformes; Soleidae
Gene: cacnb1
Product: calcium channel, voltage-dependent, beta 1 subunit
Exons: 15
Coding region: 55-2073 (672 amino acids)
Biological process (GO): regulation of voltage-gated calcium channel activity; chemical synaptic transmission; neuromuscular junction development
Cellular component (GO): voltage-gated calcium channel complex
Molecular function (GO): protein binding; high voltage-gated calcium channel activity
Source: RefSeq, a predicted model, not a curated record
ACUACUAAUAUAUAUAUUUAAAAAAGAAAAGGAAAAAAAGAAAAAGUUAAAUCAAUGGUACAGAAAAGUAGUAUGUCCAGGACGCCUUCGACCUCAACCCAGGAGAUCCAAAUGGACAUGUUCGACCAUCAUCCACACACACAGGGAAAGUAUGCCAAGAGGAAGGGCCGAUUUAAGCGCUCGGAUGGAAGCACCUCCUCCGACACCACCUCCAACAGCUUUGUCCGACAGGGCUCUGCAGACUCCUACACCAGCCGGCCGUCGGACUCGGACGUGUCCCUGGAGGAGGACCCCGAAGCUCUGAGGAAGGAGGCUGACAGACAGGCACUCGCCACACUCGAGAAAGCAAAGACCAAACCAGUGGCGUUUGCAGUGCGGACAAAUGUCGGUUAUAACCCCGGCCCCAGCGAUGACGUUCCUGUGCAGGGCAUGGCCAUAUCCUUUGAAGCCAAAGACUUCCUGCAUAUUAAAGAGAAGUACAACAACGACUGGUGGAUCGGGCGUCUGGUGAAGGAAGGCUGUGAGGUGGGCUUCAUCCCCAGCCCGGUCAAACUGGAAAACACCCGUCUGCUGCAGGAGCAAAGGAUGAGACAGAAUCGACUCAGCUCCAGUAAAUCUGGAGGAAGCUCCAGUCUGGACGUCGCCACGGGAACCCGCAGGCCUACCCCACCUGGCACAGCUCACAUGGACUCGUCCACUCUGUCAUUUGACGUUGACACCCUCGACCUGGAUGCUGAGGAGCCCCCUGAGUCCCAGGGUGACCCUCGCUCCUCCAAGGGCAUGUCAGGCAGUGUAACAUCCCCUCAGGCCAACACCCACCGACUGCCCUUCUUUAAGAAGAUGGAGCAUAUCCCUCCCUAUGACGUGGUCCCCUCCAUGAGACCCAUCAUCCUAGUCGGGCCGUCACUCAAAGGCUACGAGGUGACGGACAUGAUGCAAAAAGCGCUCUUCGACUUCCUCAAGCAUAAGUUUGAGGGCAGGAUAUCCAUCACGCGGGUGACAGCGGACAUUUCUCUGGCCAAACGCUCCGUCCUCAACAACCCCAACAAACACACCAUCAUCGAGCGCUCCAGUACCCGCUCCAGUCUGGACGUACUGGCGGAGGUGCAGAGUGAGAUCGAGCGCAUCUUUGAGCUGGCCCGCACUCUGCAGCUGGUCGCUCUGGAUGCGGACACCAUCAACCAUCCCUCUCAGCUGGCUAAGACCUCCCUCGCUCCCAUCAUUGUCUAUAUCAAAAUAGCCUCACCUAAGGUUCUCCAGAGACUCAUUAAAUCCAGAGGCAAGUCCCAGGCUAAACACCUAAAUGUGCAGAUGGUGGCAGCAGACAAGCUGGCUCAGUGCCCACCUGAAUUAUUUGACAUCAUCCUGGACGAGAACCAGCUGGAAGACGCCUGCGAGCACCUGGCUGACUAUCUGGAGGCCUACUGGAAGGCGACACACCCCCCGAGCAGCAACCCUCCCAACCCUCUGCUCAACCGUACCAUGGCCACGGCGGCUCUGGCCGCUUCCCCCGAGCCCGUCUCCAACCUGCAGGGGCCGUACCUGGUGCACGGCGAGCAGAAGCGGGAAGGGCCUCUGACAGAGUGCGGUGGGAGCGGCACUCUUCACGACUAUCAGACAGACCUGGGUGGGAAGCCUCAGCAGCAGCAGCAGCAGCAAACGUAUCUGCGCUCCUCUCGUGGUCAGCUACGGGGGGGGAGCGGGCGGGGCCUGUCCCGGCAAGACACCUUCGACUCUGAGACCCAGGGUAGCCGGGACUCUGCCUACACCGAGGCUGGCGACUCCUGCAUGGACAUUGAGACCGACCCCUACGAAGAGCCCGAGCCCUACCGAGGGGGCGGGGGCAGCCGGCUCCACCUAGCGCAGCAUCACGGCAGACAGGCGUCCUGGGAAGACGAGGGCGCCGAGCCGGACCAGGAGAACCUGAACCACCCUCCGAUGCCGAGCCAGAUGCAGCCGCAUGGACGCGCCAAGCUGAGGGAGCGCUACUGCCAGGACCCUGUGGACACGGGGGCCAACGUGAGCCGCAACAAGAAUCAGGACGACUGGGGGAGGGACGUCUACAUCCGCUGAACAUGCGUCAUACCACAGAGGCGAGUGUGCCCCUGGACAGACUGAGGACGGAGGGAGGGGAAGGUCCACAUUCUCGGUUCAAAGUGAACUCGAGUGUGGGUUUGGGGCCAUGCAAGUCAGGCUAACCAAUUAAUCUGUUUACAUCCCUGUACUAUGUAAAUUAAGACAUCGACUGCCAGAUGCCAUUCUCAUCACCUUCUUCUUCUGCAAUUGAGUUUAUUUAUGUUUAGAAAGAUACUAUUAUUGGUCUUCUUUUUGUUUCUUAUGUUAAUACUGCAUGAGUAUCACGGAUUUCUAUACUGACAGCACAAGGACAGUAAGUAAGUGUUGUACGAUUGUGAAUCUAUGAUUGUGAUCUGUGUGCGUCAAUCUAUCCUUCAGCUGUAGAAUGUGAAGGCUGGUAAAGCUGUCGUCCAUCCGUCCGUCCGUCCGUCUGUCCUCGGCAGUCUUAAACAGGGUCUAAAGUCCACCGUCCCCGUGUACAGCAUGUACAGUGUCAGGGUUCUUCUGUAAUCUCACUCUGUGCUUUUGGAUGUCAGGGUUUUCCUCCCAUCAUGAGAUCCAGGAGUCUUUUGAGUCUCUCACCUCCACGUUUGUAUCACCCAGACCUUAAAAAAAGCGGGUGGAGAAGUUGCCAUAUUUUAACAAGAAAAUGUGUCGCCGUUGCUACACUCAUGUCAGCUUGAUAACAGUAAAGAAUACACUCCAAAGAUGUUUACUUCUUCUUCUUCCUCUUGCCCAAACUGGUUCAGCCACUGUACACGUCUGAACCAGUCCUCCCCGAUUUCCACUCACCCCCACCGUCUUCAUGGGUGCUGAGGACGCCUGAAGUCUUCACCUGUCCUUUGGUUUUUCUAAUGUGGUGUAGAUUCAGGGGUGUAACUGCGAUUAUCGGUCAUGUGAAUCGUGUCCUGCCUUAGACACUCCCACCCUAAAAAAAACAAAAAACAAAUCACCCUUAAUUCAAGAAAACUCCGAUCACAAGUGCCGGAAUGUCUCACCAAGCCAUGUCCACCACUGCCAUGGUGGGAUGUCUUAACUCUUGUCGCACUCGUUUUCAUACCUGUGUCUCUGCGUGUCUCUGUGGCUCCUCCGCAGCAUCGUCUUGUUUUCUUCGCACCAGCUUCGUCUUCUGUUUAUUUCAGGGCUAAAGGUCAUAGAAAAAACACGUACUUGUGUGUGGUUAAUCACUCCAGUCAAACAGCUAUAGCUUGUCUGAUAUUAAUUACCACUCUCUUCUUACUCUUGAUUUCAGACUACAUUAGUGUUGUUGUUUUUUUCUUUUUCCUGUGGACAUUUGCAAUUU